This is a messenger RNA of Schistosoma mattheei, 369 nucleotides long. The record is from the annotation of a GenBank genome assembly. Lineage: Eukaryota; Metazoa; Platyhelminthes; Trematoda; Strigeidida; Schistosomatidae.
AUGACAUCCUGCUUCCAACCUGCAGUUCACGAACAAAUAACAGCUUACAGCAGUAACAUUGAUAGUCAGGAAAAGCAGUUUGAAAAGAGGACAAUACUGUCACCUGGAUUCAGUAAGCUACCUAUGGAGGAAUUGGAAAGUUGGAAAAGAACUCAUGAAACUCCAACUGAAUGGCGCAUAAGGCGAUCGUUUUUGGAAAAAAAUUUUAAUAAAUUACACCCUGAACGCUUGGAGUGUCUUUCACAUUGUUUUACUAAUGCUACAUUGUACAAAGUCAAAUAUCCAGAAAAGGUCAUGGAAGAGAUCAACCUUCUUGGGGAAGGAAUUGAAGAAGCCAAUACUUGUGAACAGAGGAAAAAUUUCAGUUGA